AUGGGGAGCGGUGGUGGGAUGGAGGUGGAGGUGCGCGUCGUCGGCGGCGCCCGGAGCUGCUUCGUCGCGCUCCCGCUCCACCUCAUCCAGGCCCUCUCCCGCACCUCCGCCUCCGGCGACCUCCCGCCCGUCCUCGCGCUCGACCUCCGCGCCGCCGCCGGCGCGCGGUGGUCCCUCGCCUGGUCCGGCGCCGCGUCCCGCUCCCGCGCCAUCGAGGUUGCGCAGGAGCUGGCAGAGUGCAUUUCACUGCCUGAUGGAACGGUGGCUCAACUCAGCGUAGCUCGCUCUCUGACCCGAGCUGACUCGGUCAGCAUCGAGCCCUUUAGCGAGGAUGACUGGGAGAUACUGGAGAGCCGUGCCGAUUUGGCUGAAGAAACCAUCUUGCAGCAGGUCGGUAUUGUUUAUGAGGGCAUGAAAUUCCCGCUGUGGUUGGAUGGCCAUAAUAUUGUGAAGUUUGUCGUGGUUUCAUCUAGCCCCAAAAAGUCAGUUGGUAUGAUUUCUUUUUCUUCAUUCACUUGCACGAUAUGUGUUACAUCAUUCGGAUGGAUGCUCCUUUGGAUGCCCAUUUACAUACCAUUGUGUUCACAGGUUGUAAUUUCCUCUUCCCAUAUAAUCACUAGGAAUCGGUUGUUGUAACAUAAAUAAUUAAACACGUCCGUUGGCAA
Molecule: messenger RNA, 665 nt
Organism: Lolium rigidum
Lineage: Eukaryota; Viridiplantae; Streptophyta; Magnoliopsida; Poales; Poaceae
Product: peroxisome biogenesis protein 1-like
Exons: 3
Coding region: 1-636 (211 amino acids)
Biological process (GO): peroxisome organization
Cellular component (GO): peroxisome
Molecular function (GO): ATP binding
Source: RefSeq, a predicted model, not a curated record